Messenger RNA from Corylus avellana, 1247 nucleotides. RefSeq names its product Zinc-binding dehydrogenase family protein. Gene Ontology annotation, molecular function: oxidoreductase activity, acting on the CH-CH group of donors, NAD or NADP as acceptor. The record is from RefSeq and is a predicted model, not a curated record. Lineage: Eukaryota; Viridiplantae; Streptophyta; Magnoliopsida; Fagales; Betulaceae.
AAGACUUGUAGGUAAUUAAUUCUACAAGUCUUUUUAAGUCUUAUAUAGUGGUGGCUACCAAACUGAGUGAGAGCACAAGAGAAAACCCAUCUUCUUCAUCACAAGAUUUCGAUUCCACAUCGAGCGCUUAGCCAUGGCAGAAGUAGACAACAAGCAAGUCAUAUUCAAAGGGUACAUAGAGAGAACCCCAGCAGAGACAGACAUGGAAAUCAAGGUUAGCAAGAUUAAGCUGGAGGCUCCAAAAGGGUCGGGAGCUUUUCUGGUCAAGAAUCUCUACCUCUCUUGUGACCCUUACAUGAGAGGCCGUAUGCGUGAUUUCCAUGACUCUUAUAUCCCUUCCUUUGUGCCCGGUCAGCCCUUCGAAGGAUUUGGCGUAUCCAAAGUUAUAGAUUCCGAUAAUCCAAAUUUCAAACCUGGCGAUUUAGUUUCUGGGAUUACUGGCUGGGAAGAAUACAGCUUGAUUCACAGAACUGAACAAUUGAGGAAAAUUCAGCCAGAUGAUGAUAUUCCUCUCUCGUACCAUGUUGGACUUCUUGGUAUGCCAGGUUUUACUUCGUAUGCAGGAUUCUUUGAGGUCUGUACCCCAAAGAAAGGGGAGUAUGUCUUUGUUUCUGCGGCUUCUGGAGCGGUUGGUCAGCUUGUUGGCCAACUUGCUAAGUUGCAUGGUUGCUAUGUAGUUGGAAGUGCUGGGACAAGCCAAAAGAUUGAUCUUCUGAAGAAUAAGCUUGGAUUCGAUGAAGCUUUUAACUACAAGGAAGAAAAAGAUCUUGAUGCAGCAUUGAAAAGGUACUUUCCGCAAGGCAUUGACAUAUACUUUGAUAAUGUGGGUGGGGAAAUGCUCGAUGCAGCGCUUGUAAACAUGAGGAUUCAUGGCCGAGUUGCCGUUUGUGGGGUGGUGUCCCAGCAGGAUUUGUCAAAGCCUCGAGGGAUUUACAACUGGUUGAAUCUCAUAACCAAGCGCAUCAGGGUACAGGGAUUCCUGCAACACGAUUACUUGCACUUGUACCCAAGCUUCUUGGAACAUGUCAUCGGUCAUUACAAGCAAGGAAAAAUUGUUUUCAUCGAAGACAUGAAUGAAGGCUUGGAAAGUGCUCCAGCUGCCUUUGUCGGCUUGUUUUAUGGCAAAAAUGUUGGUAAGCAGGUCAUUCGUGUAGCCCAUGAAUGAUUAUUGCUAAUGUGGUCAUCAAUCUUCCAUGACUGUUUAAAUGGAUAAUUUGAAAUAAAAAUUCGGAUCAUUACUGAGUGAA